Molecule: messenger RNA, 456 nt
Organism: Acaulospora colombiana
Lineage: Eukaryota; Fungi; Glomeromycota; Glomeromycetes; Diversisporales; Acaulosporaceae
Source: the annotation of a GenBank genome assembly
AUGAGUGUAAGCUAUGCGAUGAUGAUCGCCUCUCGAAUCGUGGGCGGCGUUGUAGGAGGGAGCGACGCAGCCAUGCGGGUCAUGGCCUCUGAAAUGGUGGACAAGGCGUCUGAGGCCAAAAUUUUCGCAUGGAUGAUGAUGUCCUAUCGAACAGGCCAGAUCCUGGGUCAACCUGUAGGCGGGGUUUUGGCGCACCCCGAGCGUGCAUUCCCCUCGCUCUUUGGAGGAGCGUUCUGGAGAGCGCACCCCUAUGCUCUCCCCUGCUUUGUCGGAGCCGCCUACGCCGCCUUCUUUGCCAUUGUCGGCGCUCUACGGAGUUUCAAAGAGCUGGUUCCUUCCAUCAGACGCUCAAGUCAAAAUCAAACACUCGAUGGUCUAGAUCUCAGGGAUUCUCGGUUCGUGGGUCAAGAUUAUAUUACGAUGGAUCCUUAUGAUUCUAAUGCAAGAGUCCUCUAG